AUGUCAGCGGGAAGUGCCGCUGCUAAAAAGCUCUCUGUUGAAGAGAGGCUUUCUUUAGCAGCACGAGGAAAAACACGCAAAAAGGGCAAGAGACUUGACUCUCCAUCCCCAGCGGCACCUGUGCUUGAUACGGAAGCUGAAAUCGAAAAUGUUGCUUCAAAAGAAGAGAAAACCACUACCCCUACCUCAAUUGAGCCUCAGAAGCAAUCUGGUGAUCGCCGGCGCUCACAAUUGGACCCUGAGUACUUGCAGGAACUCACAGGAAUAUUGCACACACACUACCUUGAACUUUCUGUUGACGAAUUACUGAUAGCUUUGAGGCCUCAUCUUACAGUAUCAGAUUCGCGGACCAAGGACACCAGCCUGGCCAGGCUGAUUAAGGAAAAGGACUCGAUCAUCGCCGAUCUUCGCAAAGAGGGCGAAAAUCUAUCUAAACUCGAACUAAGACACAACAGUACCAUCAGGGGGCUUCGAGAUAAGUUGAAGGAUGCAGAGUAUGAUCUGGAAAGAAAAAUGGAAGACACAGAACGCAGAAAAAGCGAAGCUAAUUCAUUGUCUCAAGCGCUGGCUAGUUUGGAAAGUAGACACAAGGAAGUUAAUGAACAGCUCGCCGAAGCCUUACAGGAACGAGACAAUAUGAAAGCCCAGAAUGAGACGCUUGAGAAGGGCCAGUUGUUGCAACUACAGGAACAAGUUAGUGUUGAUCAGAAGACUAUCAAAUCGCUGGAGUCACAGCUGCAAAGGGCGCGAGACCACUUGGAAACAAUGACAAUGAAGGCAGAUUCAAAGUAUCAAAGCUUGGAAGAAGCAUCAAAUGAAGAAAUUGCGCGGCUUGAAACCACUUUGGAAGAAACAAGAAUACGAUUAAGCCAUUUUUCCACCAAAUCAGAGCCACAUACAGAUUCACUGCAAUUAGCUGAGAGGCACGGGCAUCUCGAAAAGGAACUUGAAACAAGUCGUCAAAAAUGGUACAAACUCGAGUCGUCGCUUCGCCAGGAACUGUACGAGGCUGAGAAUAAGAUACGCGAGUCGUCAAAAGUAAGCGCUCAUAACCACGAAAGCCUGGAAGCAGCCCGUGAAGAAAUAAUAAGCCUGAAAUUGAAAGUCAAAGCUUCAGGAAUGAAUGAAGAGGCGCUGAAAAGUGAAUUGAAAACACUUAGCGCUGAGCUCGAAGAGCUAAGGAAUUCUCUAACAAAUGCACAAGAGGAAAUAAAGCUUUGGCAAGAGAAAUACAGGGUUCGGAAAUCGGAACUAGAUACGAUAUUACACAAUGCCAGCGCUAGAGAAGGCUUCAGUGCAAAAUCAGAAGUAGACCUUCCGGACAGAGAGGUGACACCCACAACUCUUGAAGAUCUCGAUAAAGUAUCCAAUUGGGAGCUUCACAACCUACGGACACUCGAUGUUUCUUGCAAUGGGAACCAAGGCCCCUCCAGUGUAAAAUCUCAAUAUGACUUUGACGAAUUGUUACCCAGCGACGAGCUCGAUUUAUCUAGCUCGCUAAGAAAGGGUAGCAUAAAAUCCCUGGACUGCACUCCUUCAAGACAGCUGAACAAUACGGUUCAAGAACAACAGAAUACCCAGUUGAACGCUCAAAUGAUAGGUAGACUGGGUGGUCAGAUUAGAAGGCUCGAAACAGAGCUCACAUCAUUGGAAGGGUCUCAUGAUAAGCUGUUAAAGGAAAAGCAGACGGUGAAUGACACAGUAUUUAGACUCAUGGAAGAAAACAAAUGCGUUACAGAGAUCAAGAACCAGCUCAAAGAAUCUUCAGAGCUUAAAAAUGAACUGGAAGAGAAACUGCAGGAGACUACACGACUUUUAGCAGAGCGUACAGAGAGGGUAGAGGAAUUAGAGAACGACGUUGGUGACCUCAAGGAAUUGAUGCAGAUGCAGGUGCAACAGUUAGUGGAACUACAAGAACUUGUAAGGUAA
Molecule: messenger RNA, 1929 nt
Organism: Lachancea lanzarotensis
Lineage: Eukaryota; Fungi; Ascomycota; Saccharomycetes; Saccharomycetales; Saccharomycetaceae
Gene: SGM1
Product: LALA0S02e03972g1_1
Exons: 1
Coding region: 1-1929 (642 amino acids)
Cellular component (GO): endoplasmic reticulum; Golgi apparatus
Source: RefSeq, a predicted model, not a curated record